Molecule: messenger RNA, 833 nt
Organism: Drosophila serrata
Lineage: Eukaryota; Metazoa; Arthropoda; Insecta; Diptera; Drosophilidae
Gene: Tsp42Eq
Product: Tetraspanin 42Eq
Cellular component (GO): membrane
Source: RefSeq, a predicted model, not a curated record
GCCGCGAGCGUGCUUGAAACCGAAAAAAUUAAUAAAAUUGCAAAAUGAGCUGCGGCACAAAGACGCUGAAGGUGUCCUCCUUCGUGUUGGACUUUCUGUGCUGUGUUCUGGCGGCACUGACCAUCUCCGCCUGCUCUUACGCCCUGAUCGCCUUCAGCCACAGCCUGGCCAUCAGAGUGCCCUGCAUAUUGGGCAUUGUCCUGGGCGUCCUGCUCUUCGGCAGCACCAUCUUCGGCUGCGUUGCCACUCUGAGGGAGAGCAUCCGCAUGACCUGGAUUUAUGCCGCGAUCAUGCUGGCCCUAAUCUUCGGACAGAUCACCGUGAUCUUCGCCGGACCCAUCAACUUUGAGCUGCUGGCCAACGAAACGAUCUAUGAUGCCUGGCAGGGUCAGUUGUACCAUCAGAACAGUAUGUCCUACUAUGAGAUCAAGUAUCACUGCUGCGGACAGACGGGGCCCGCGAACUAUCCGGAUAGUGGGCUGCGCAUUCCCCAGAGCUGCUACUUUAACCAGAAUGCGACGGUGACUACGGAUCUCUACACCGCAGGAUGCAAUCAGAAACUGGGGGCGGCCUUUGUCAAGGGCACUCGGUGGGAGCGGAUCAGCGACUGGUCUGUUGUGGGAGUGGAGAUGCUCACCGUUACUGUGGCCGGUCUUCUGGCUAUAACCUUACAGAAUGCGGAGCGGAGACGUUUUUAUCGCUAGAGUUGAUUUGUGCUGACUUUGUGUGUUAACAGUAUUAGAGGCUGGACGAAUAUUUUGAUUAAAGAUGUUUCCAACUUUGUAAAUAACAGAACUAGGUAAUAAAAUUAAAUAAAUCAAUUGAACUCUUGA